This is a messenger RNA of Selaginella moellendorffii, 4037 nucleotides long. Its product is annotated as ABC transporter B family member 4. The record is from RefSeq and is a predicted model, not a curated record. Gene Ontology annotation, biological process: transmembrane transport. NCBI's taxonomy places the organism in Eukaryota, Viridiplantae, Streptophyta, Lycopodiopsida, Selaginellales, Selaginellaceae. The transcript is spliced from 12 exons. Gene Ontology annotation, cellular component: membrane. Gene Ontology annotation, molecular function: ATP binding; ABC-type transporter activity; ATP hydrolysis activity. Bases 134 to 3946 code for a protein of 1270 amino acids.
ACAGCAUGGUAGUAGCUGCCUAGGUAUUUUUCUUGGCGCUUAAGCUUUCUUCUUCCAAUAAAGGUCGCUCCCACUCCCAGGUACAUAGAGCUCCACUUUGUCCUCCUCUGUUUUUUCGAGCUCGAGCUCGAGAAUGGUAGAAAAGGAUGUCGCUGGAUCGAACGCAGCAGCAGCAGCAGUGCAAGAUGAUCAGUCCGCGACUCAAGUUGUCCCCAUUUUCAAGCUCUUCAGCUUCGCGGAUUGGAUGGAUGUCCUCCUCAUGGUGCUGGGAACUGUCGGCGCUGUGGCAAACGGAAUGACGAUGCCGCUCAUGGCGAUUGUCUUCGGCGAGCUGACGGAUUCGUUUGGGCAGAACGUGAGCGAUGUGGAUCGCCUCUCCAGGGAAGUCUCCAAGGUGUCGUUAAGGUUUGUGUAUCUCGGGAUCGUGGCUUCUAUUGGAUCUUUGUUUCAACUUGCGUGCUGGAUGUGCACCGGAGAGAGACAAGCCGCGAGGAUUCGAAACUUGUAUCUCAAAGCCAUUCUGCGACAAGACAUCUCCUUUUUUGACAAAGAAACCAAGACGGGAGAAGUGAUCGGUCGAAUGUCCGGAGAUACAAUCCUCAUACAAGAUGCAAUGGGUGAAAAGGUGUCGAAGCUCAUCCAAUUCACCACCGCUUUCUUUGGUGGUUUUGUAAUUGCCUUCAUCAAAGGCUGGAAGCUCACGCUAGUGAUGAUGUCCGUGAUGCCUCUGCUCGUUUUUGCUGGAGGGAUGAUGGCCAAUCUCAUGUCCAAAAUGGCGAGUCGAGGCCAGAAAGCUUACGCCGAGGCGGCAGUUGUGGUGGAACAAGUCACUGGAGGCAUCAGAACUGUGGCUUCGUUUACUGGCGAGCGUAAGUCCAUGGCUGACUACGAGACAGCACUUACGAAAGCGUACAAAGCUGGAGUUUUUGAAGGAGUCGCAUCGGGAGCUGGCCUUGGUUUCACGCUGUUCACCAUGUUUUCCAGCUAUGGUCUAGCGCUGUGGUACGGAUCAAAGCUGGUUUUAAACGGUGGAUACUCGGGUGGAGAUGUCAUCAGUGUCUUGUUUGCUGUGCUCACCGGAGGCAUGUCUUUGGGACAAACUUCACCCAGUAUUACUGCGAUAGCAUCCGGAAGAGCUGCAGCUUACAAGAUGUUCGAAGUCAUUCGUCGAGUCCCUCUGAUUGAUGCCUUUGACAUGAGCGGACAAACACUAGAGAGUGUGAAGGGCGAUAUCGAGCUUCGGGACGUCACCUUUUCGUAUCCCACACGUCCAGAUGUCCCGGUGUUUACGAGCUUCAAUCUGGAAAUCCCGUCUGGGACAACAGUUGCUUUGGUCGGGGAGAGUGGCAGCGGCAAGUCGACGGUGAUAAGCUUGAUCGAGAGGUUUUAUGAUCCUCAGGCUGGCGAGGUUUUGAUCGAUGGUGUCGACAUCCGGAAGCUCCAGCCGAAGUGGCUACGCCAACAGAUCGGACUCGUCAGCCAGGAACCGGUUUUGUUUGCAACCUCCAUCAGAGAGAACAUUGCUUAUGGCAGAGAGGGAGCGACUGAGGAGGAGAUUAUGGAAGCUGCUCGCCUUGCGAACGCUGCGAAGUUUAUCAGCAAGAUGCCAAAGGGAUUCGACACACAAGUUGGAGAGCACGGGACUCAGCUUUCUGGCGGACAGAAGCAAAGGGUGGCCAUCGCUAGAGCUAUACUAAAAAAUCCUCGCAUUCUUCUGCUGGACGAGGCAACCAGCGCUUUGGAUGCCGAGUCGGAGCGAGUGGUGCAGGAAGCAUUGGACCGGAUCAUGGUGAACAGGACAACAGUGAUCGUCGCUCACAGGCUUUCCACGAUCAAAAACGCAGACUGCAUCGCUGUUGUUCAAAGAGGAAGCAUUGUGGAGAAAGGGACACACUCGGAACUUAUUCAGAGGCCAGAUGGAGCUUACGAACAACUAGUUCGUCUCCAAGAAAUGCACGAGGUGAAGUCAAACCAGAGCUUGAGCGCUGCUCAAGCAAUCGAUCCAGACGAGGUGGUAGUAAUCGAUCAAGAGCUGGAUGAACGAAGGCUGAGCAGGAGUAGCAGCCGUGGAUCGUUUGGAAGCAAACGCAACGUAACUCGAAGUUCGUUCUCCUUGACUAGAACGGCGAGUGUCGAUCCAGAGCAGGCCGACAAGAGCGACGGAAAAACAGGAGUAACCCGGAACAACUUUCUUCGCCUCGCAGCUAUGAACAAGCCAGAAACACCGGUUUUCAUCGUUGGAGCUCUUGCUUCCACUGCAAACGGUGUGGUGUUUCCGGUCUUCGGCCUGCUUCUGUCCAACAUUUUCGGAGUUUUGUACAGCACGAACCGGCACAAGCUGAGACACGACGCCAACUUCUGGGCGAGCAUGUUCCUGGUACAAGCUUCCGCGUGCUUGAUCAUCUCUCCCAUACAACUCAGCGCCUUCGGAUUCAUCGGCCAGAGACUCAUUCGACGAGUCCGGAAGAGAUCGUUCGAGUCCGUCGUUCGUCAGGAGAUUGCCUGGUUUGACGAUCCGUCCAAUUCAAGUGGAGCAAUCAGUUCCCGGCUCUCAGUAGAUGCUGCUCAUGUCAAGAGCAUGGUUGGCGAUUCCUUGUCGCUGCUGCUGCAAAAUCUGGCGUCACUCAUUGCAGGGCUCGUCAUCGCGUUCACUGCAAACUGGAUAUUGUCACUUGUUGUCUUGGCACUUAUUCCACUACUCGGAGCUCAAGGCGUAGUCCAGACCAAGAUGAUGAUCGGUUUCAGCAAAGAUGCGAAGGUCAUGUAUGAAGAGGCCACAAAAAUCGCAAACGAUGCAGUGAGCAGCAUUCGUACUGUGAGCUCUUACUGCCUCGAAGCUAAAAUGCUGGAGCUUUACAAAACAAAGUGCUCCAUCCCAACCAGGAACGGGAUUCGCAACGGAGUUGUGAGUGGAAUCGGUCUCGGCCUUUCGAGCUUCGUUAUGUUCGCAGCCUAUGCCUUCAGCUUUUGGUUUGGAGCUCGUCUUGUCAGGGAGGGCAAAACAAGCUUCCAAAACGUGUUUAAGGUGUUCUUUGCGAUCACGAUGAGCGCAUUCGGCAUAGCUCAGGGAGUGUCGCUCGCCCCCGACUUUGCAAAGGUGAAAGCGGGAGUGAACUCGAUCUUCGCGACUCUGGACAGGAAAUCAAAGAUAGAUCCUUCCAACGAGGAAGGCAAGACGCUGGAAUCGACUCGCGGAGACAUCGAGUUCCGGAACGUGAGAUUCCGCUAUCCAGCGCGGCACGAGGCGGAGAUCUUCCGAAACUUGAGCUUCUCCAUCCCCGCGGGCAAGACCAUGGCGCUGGUCGGCGAGAGUGGAAGCGGCAAGUCCACAGUCAUCUCGCUACUGGAGAGGUUCUACGACCCAGAUUCGGGCAGCAUUCUCAUCGAUGGCGUUGACAUUCGAUCGCUCAAGCUACGCUGGCUCCGACAAAACAUCGCCCUGGUCAGCCAAGAGCCCACACUGUUUAGCGGCAGCAUCCGGUCCAACAUCGCGUAUGGGAAAGAGAGCGGCGCGCCCGUGAGCGAGGAAGAGAUCACCGCGGCCGCCAAGGCCGCCAACGCGCACAGCUUCAUCUCCGCGAUGCCGGGAGGAUACGAGACCGAGGUCGGGGAGAGGGGAAUCCAGCUCUCGGGCGGGCAGAAGCAGCGGAUCGCGAUCGCGAGGGCGGUGCUCAAGGAGCCCAAGAUCUUACUCCUGGACGAGGCAACGAGCGCGCUGGAUGCAGAGUCGGAGAGGCUGGUCCAGGAAGCGCUGGAUCGGAUCAUGGUGGGCAAGACGAGCGUGGUUGUGGCGCAUCGAUUGUCCACGAUUGUGGGCGUGGACAUGAUUGCGGUGGUGAAGAAUGGAGGGAUUGUGGAACAGGGCAGCCACGAGGAGCUCAUCACAAAGCCCAAUGGCGCCUACGCUACGCUGGUCAAGCUCCAUCGCCACAAGCCAGCAAGCUAGGACCCUAGCCGUAUACAUUUUUCCAACGGUUGCGAUACUUUAGCCUAGAAUAGAUAUUUUAGAUUUUGGAAAGGAGCUGAGAGUUCUUGUA